Messenger RNA from Pseudonaja textilis, 645 nucleotides. The record is from RefSeq and is a predicted model, not a curated record. NCBI's taxonomy places the organism in Eukaryota, Metazoa, Chordata, Lepidosauria, Squamata, Elapidae.
AUGGGAUUGAUUAUUUAUCUGAGUGCCUUCCUGGUCAGCUUUUUGCUUUCCUGCUCUUUCUUUGGAGUUAGUGCUGACACCUGUGCCAGAGAGUGGCUACAGUACCAGGGCAAUUCUUAUGGAUAUUUUGAGGCCAAGAAGACAUGGACAGAAGCUGAGAUUGAGUGCCAGAGUUACCAUCGUGGUGCCCAUUUGGCAUCUAUUCUCACUCUUGCAGAGACUCUAGUAGUGGCUAAUCACAUCAUGUCCUACCAGAUUAAACCCAGCAAUGUGUGGAUUGGAUUGCAUGACAUUAGACAUGCUAACUUCCUUCAUCUUCUUUUCAGCACAGCCCUGAAGCUGCUUGCUGGCCUCUGUACUGGCAUCCUGCUGUUUGGCUACUUGGGCUACUUUUCUCUCCAAGACAUUGAUGGAAGACAUAUAAGAUUUGGGACCACUCUUCAUUUUUCUAAUGGAAAAUGGAGAUGGUCUGAUGAAUCCACCUAUAACUAUAAGGCAUGGAUGCUGGGAAAACCCAACUUGAGUUGGUCCGUUCUGUACAUGGAGCCAAUGUUUCAAAAGAGUCCUAUCAUCAAUAUGAAGAAGCACCCAUCAGAAAUCGUAAAGAUUUCACUAAAUGGAAUAACACUGCAUGUUACACACUGA